UCUCCACUCAUCCUCCAGCUCUCAGACAUGGAGAGUCCCGGACAGAAAGUGAUGCUGAUCACCAGCUGCUCCUCCGGUAUCGGCCUGAAGAUGGCUGUGAUGCUGGCCAAGGAUGAACAGAAGCGCUACCACGUAAUCGUCACGAUGCGCGAUCUGAAACGCAGAGAUAAGCUGGUGGAAGCUGCUGGGGAUGCAUAUGGAAAAACUCUGUCUCUGGCCGUACUGGACGUCUGCAGCGAUGAGUCGGUCAAACAGUGUAUUAACGGCAUUAUAGACAGACGUGUGGAUGUCAUAAUCAAUAACGCAGGUAUCGGCCUGGUGGGUCCAGUGGAGAGCAUCCCCAUUGAGCAGAUAAAGAAAGUUUUUGUCUUUGGGGGGAUCCGCAUGAUCAAGGAGGUGAUGCCUGAUAUGAAGAAAAGAAAAGCAGGACACAUCGUGGUCAGCAGUGUGAUGGGACUGCAAAGGGUGGUGUUCAAUGAUGUGUACGCAGCUUCCAAGUUUGCCAUGGAGGGCUUUUGUGAGAGUCUGGCUGUGCAACUCUUGAAGUUUAAUGUCAGAUUGUCACUGAUUGAGCCAGGCCCAGUGCACACAGAGUUCAAAGCGGAUGUGAAACAGAAGGAGUAUCCUGGAGCUGAUGCUGACACAGUGCAUUACUUCAAAAAUGUUUAUCUUCCUUCCUCUCUGGACAUCUUUGAGACACUGGGACAAACGCCUGAUGACAUUGCCAAGUGCACCAAGAAAGUGAUUGAAGCAAGCAGCCCACGUUUCCGUAACCUGACCAACCCGUUGCACAUGCCCAUCGUAGCCCUGAAAUACGCUAAUGAAACUGGAGGCUUGUCUGUCCAUGCCUUCUAUCACAUGCUCUUUAACCUGGGUACUCCGAUGCACGUCAGCAUGACGGCCAUGAAAUACCUCACCUGUGAAUGUCUGAGUCUGCUCUCUGAGACCGAUCGGCUUCUGGACCACACUCAGAUCAAGCACGAGAAUGUCAGUGAGCGGGUGUGGAUGGGUCUGCGUUUCCUGGGUGACCGCUGGAUGUGGUUGAACGGUGACCCUCUGGAAUAUGACGCCUGGUCCCAAGGAGCUCAGGACCAGCAGUGUCCAGUCAGGAAACGCUGUGGAGCUUUAACCAAAGAGGGACUGUGGGAGAACUGGGACUGUCAAGACAAACUCAACUUCAUCUGUGUCUGA
This is a messenger RNA of Acanthochromis polyacanthus (spiny chromis), 1191 nucleotides long. Its product is annotated as retinol dehydrogenase 8. NCBI's taxonomy places the organism in Eukaryota, Metazoa, Chordata, Actinopteri, Pomacentridae. The record is from RefSeq and is a predicted model, not a curated record. Gene Ontology annotation, molecular function: oxidoreductase activity.